AUGAAUGAUGCAAUUUCAUUUCACCCGGGCGAUCGCGUUACAGUUUGGCAAGAGCGGUUCUUUUGUCCGAACUGCAUCAGCCAACAAAACGUUGCGACAAACACCCCGAAUAAAGAAAACCAGAAAGUAAACGGCAGUGCACCUCUAUCGCCACUCUCAGUCACGGAUGAUGAAGGUUGUAUCAGUGCAGCAGAAGCUAGUCUGAGUGAUUUCGCAUCUCCUCAAAGUAAAGCGGGGACAAAAGAUUUGGGCGAUAAGUUCGUAGAGUGUGAAAAGAAGGAAGAAUUCCGUCUUCCUUCUUCUGACUCUAAAUGCAUGCCUUCAUCCGGGAUCCCUCAAAAAAGCAAAUCGAUUCUUCGCAAAACAGGAACCGAACCAGACAAACUUCGCACAUCCUCUCGUGAACAUGGAUAUCUGAGCACCGAUUCUGGCCUUGGUGAACGGAUGGGCGAUUCCACACUAGCCAGUGAGGAGGAAUCAAGCGCUAAUCAGGUAUGGGAAGAACAUAGUCCAACUACAGAGAGCUUGCAUUCUCGUGUCCCAAACUCAGACUACGGUCGACAUUUGAGUCAGUCAUACAUGCAUCUGGGUGAUCCGCCAGCACAAUCGGACCGAUACAAACGGAACGUUUCGUUUACCUCGUUGAACAAACCAACCAAAACCAAGCACUUUCACAUUCCCGAAACCAAAAAUCGCUACCUCCCGCCAGGCGUUCGCACCAGUGAAUUGCUAUUCGGUCAACCGGUUCGAAAUACCCUGUCUACCACUGAUGGUUCACAGGCACGCCGCGUUUUGCGUCGACCUGUGAUGACUCGAUCUGCCAUGGAAUUGGAUCAGAAAACCGCGGACACGUCCAUUUCGACCAGUAUUCCACCCGAUAUGCCAAAUGGUGUCGCUUAUCCUCCUUCGACCAACGGGAUCCCCGUGAACGGAGACAGUCAGCAUGUGAGUCCGAGUGAGACAACAAGCAGUCGCCUGGGCACAAACACUCUUCGUGCGACCAGGCCGGACGAGCAAGAAGUCACUGCCGAGGCUCGUCGAUUAGCCUGCUAUCCGGCCGGUCAACAACGGGAUCUGUCUGUCCCAGCUCCCAUAGAACGUUACGACUGGCCUGGCCCACCAGCAUCCGCGGUCAUUCUGGCUGAACUGAUUCACGUGUCGCGCGUCCUUCUCUGGUCGCUGGUUAUACUCGAUUUCGGUGUGUCUUUCAGUCUCAAUGAGACGCGGGCUGUAGAGGCGCAACAGUGUCUCGUCAACAUCCGACAGACUCACGUGAUAUGA
This is a messenger RNA of Echinostoma caproni, 1281 nucleotides long. Lineage: Eukaryota; Metazoa; Platyhelminthes; Trematoda; Plagiorchiida; Echinostomatidae. The record is from the annotation of a GenBank genome assembly.